Molecule: messenger RNA, 2572 nt
Organism: Papilio machaon (common yellow swallowtail)
Lineage: Eukaryota; Metazoa; Arthropoda; Insecta; Lepidoptera; Papilionidae
Product: RNA-binding protein cabeza-like
Exons: 7
Coding region: 186-1493 (435 amino acids)
Biological process (GO): regulation of DNA-templated transcription
Cellular component (GO): nucleus
Molecular function (GO): RNA binding; transcription coregulator activity
Source: RefSeq, a predicted model, not a curated record
UGUUAUUUCCUGUUUAGCGGCGUGUGCUGUAUUGCCGCCAUUUUAUCAAUCGUUCGUGGCUCUUUUGGCUUUCCGUUGAGUGGCCAUCGAACGAAUGAUUGUAAUUUUCAAAAUUAAAAAUUUCGUGUUGAAUAUAUUAGUGAGUUUCUUAAAUCGGUAAUCUGUUUUAAAAAGAUCAUCACAAAAUGGGGGACCCCUAUUCAUCAAGUGAUUAUAACAGCGGAGGAUACUCGUCUCAAUAUUCCGUUCCACCACCAGCAGCUUCUUCUGGUGAUAAUAACUAUAGCGGUGGUCAACAAGGGGGUUACAAUCAGGGUCAGGGCAGUUAUUCUGGACAAAGUUCAGGUCAAGAUUGGAAUUCCCAAAGUUCAGGAGGAAGUAACUAUGGUGGUAACGGUCAAUCUGGCAAUAGCUAUGGUCAAAGUUAUAGUUCUAACUAUGGUAGUGGAGGAUAUGACCGCAACAGUGGCAGUGGGGGCGGUAACAACUACAAUGUAGGUGGAAGUGACCGUGGCGGAAGCAACUAUAGCAGCAGCGAGCGGAGUGGUGGGGGCUCCAAUUAUGGUGGAAAUGACAGGGGAGGCGGCGGUGGUUACUCUGGUGGUGACCGGGGAUAUGGAGGGGGUGACCGCUCCAGCUACAAUAGAGACGGGGGAAAUAGAGAUAGCGGAUAUGGUGGCGGCGGCAGGGGGGGUGGUUAUAAUAAAGGCGGUGGCAAUGGAGGCGGGUACGGCGGCGGAGAUCGGGGGGGCAGUGACAUGAUCACCCAGGAGGACACCGUGUUCAUUCAGGGCAUGAACCCAUCUACUACUGAAGAUGAAUUGUGUCAGCAUUUUGGUGCUAUCGGCAUUAUUAAGACUGACAAGAAAACGCAACGACCUAAAGUAUGGAUGUAUAAGGACAAAGCUACCGGUCAGCCUAAAGGGGAGGCGACUGUGACUUACGAGGACAGCAAUGCAGCGUCUUCUGCCAUACAGUGGUUCGACGGAAAAGAUUUUAAUGGAGCUACAAUAAAAGUGUCCCUGGCCCAGCGUCAGAAUACUUGGGGCGGGGCCAAAGGAGGCGGCGGUGGCGGCGGCUUCCGCGGCGGGCGCGGGGGCGGUGGGGGCGGAGGCCGCGGCGGCGGCGGGGGAGGACGCGGUGGAGGCGGCGGCGGCCCGCCCUCCGGCAACCGGGAGGGAGAUUGGCGCUGUCCCAACCCCAACUGCGGGAAUACCAACUUUUCAUGGAGAAAGGCGUGCAACAGAUGUAACGAGGAGAAACCGGGCGGUGGCGGCGGCGGCGGGCCACCCUCCGGUGGCGAACGCGGCGGACGUGGGGGAGGGCGUGGUGGUGGACGCGGGGGUGGUUGGGGCGGGCGCGGUGACCGUGGCGGAGACCGAGGCGGUGACAGGCGCUACGGCGGCAGCGGUGGCGGAGAGCGCGGCGGCCCGCCCGGCGGCGGAGCCAUGCGAGGCGACGGCGGUGGCAGAGACAGGCAGAGGCCUUAUUAACGCUAUACAUAGUAUAAUUAGGAUUAACAUUAAGUUUUCAAUGGUUUGACUGAUUGUUGUAGGAUUCUCACAACUUACUCCAUAGGUAAUUAAAUGACAAGAUUCAUAUAUCUAAACCUGUAAUUGUAGUACAUAUUUUGUACCAUUGAUUUCUAACAAAUUUAUCAUAUGGUAUGUUUUAAUAUCAACCAUAUUAACUUGUGUAUUAUUAUUAUCCAUAAAACUACUGAAUAGAAUCUUUUACUAUGUUUAAUUUUUCUUUUAAUCUAUUAAGGCCCAACGUAACACAAGGCAACGUAAAUCUUAGAAACUAAUAUUGUAUCCUUGCAUCACAAGUAUUGCGUUGUGCGCGUUCUAUACACACUAAGUUGGAUCGUCGACGCGAGUUAUCUAUUCGGUCAGAGGGUCUAAACUAAAGGGUUAAAAAAAUGAAAAAAGCUCACACUCUUACUUUUAUUUCGGGUUUACGCAGUAUUUCUAGAAUAGAAUUGAAAUGAUAACGAUGUGUGUAGAAUGUACCAGCCGAAGUUGCAUGCGGUAAUUUUUAGCCCAUAUGUAUGUAGAAAAGUAAACUCUUCAAAUAUCUGUCAAUUUGCAUGUUAUAUAAGGAAAUUGUUGUCACAAAUUUGCAAGAGAAAAACACCACCUCGAGCCGUCUAAAAUUGAAAAUGUAGACAUUACUGAAUGUAAUUAACUUACUCUGCCUCAAUCUUAGCUGACAUUGCUUAGCGACUACAAUAGUCUGGUUUGGAAAAUUUUACGUUUCCUUGUGUACAAAGGGUCUUUAGUCUACAAGUUAAAGCGUUAAUUUUAUAGUCUAAGAAAAGAUCAUCGUUAUCAGAGUAGCAAAGAUCGUCUACUGUGUAAAUUAAGAUGGUAAGAGAUUAAGAAUAUUAAAGUAUUGUAAAAUUCAAAUUGACCAUAUUUCAUGGACUGGUAUUAAACAAGCUUUUUGUUCUCAUUCUUUCUAUAUGUACUUUGAAAAUAGUUCAAUUUAUGUGUAAUAAAUUUGUGAAUAUGUAUAGAGGUAUGUUUUAUUUCAUGAAUAUUAAACGACACUGUUCUAGUUGCCAGAAUUC